UCAAACACUGUGUGGCUACUGAGCUUUGACAGAGUGUGAGAAGAUGGCGGGCGAAAAGUCACUGAUGGAAAAAAACCUGGAAACCAUCAUCGACACCUUCCACCACUACUCAGUACGAGUGGGACACCCAGACACCCUGAACAAGAAAGAGUUCAAAGACCUGAUAAAAAAGGAGCUGCCAAACUUCCUCAAGAAGGUGAAGAAGGAUGACGCUGAAAUCAGCCACAUGAUGGAGGACCUGGACACAAAUCAGGACAAGCAGCUGAGCUUCGAGGAGUUCAUCAUCAUGAUAGUGAGGCUGAUCUAUGCUUCCCAUGAGAAGAUGCACGAGGGUCAACACGGACCAGGCCACAGCCAUGGGCCAGGCCUAGGAGAGAGUGGCUCUGGCCAUGAUGGCCAUGGUCACAGCCAUGGCCACGGCCACGGCCAUAGCCACAACCACUAACCAGGAGGCCAGCCCACCCUGCGCCUGUCCACCCAUGGCCCUGGUACCUGUCAUGCCAAACUGCAUUGGCUGUGAGGCUGAGGCUGGGGGCAAAUAAAGGCUUCCUCCAAACCA
This is a messenger RNA of Carlito syrichta (Philippine tarsier), 559 nucleotides long. RefSeq names its product S100 calcium binding protein A9 (gene S100A9). Gene Ontology annotation, cellular component: extracellular exosome; cytoplasm; nucleus. The record is from RefSeq and is a predicted model, not a curated record. Gene Ontology annotation, biological process: leukocyte migration involved in inflammatory response; neutrophil aggregation; antimicrobial humoral immune response mediated by antimicrobial peptide. Gene Ontology annotation, molecular function: calcium ion binding. The coding region runs from base 44 to 445 and encodes 133 amino acids. The transcript is spliced from 3 exons. Lineage: Eukaryota; Metazoa; Chordata; Mammalia; Primates; Tarsiidae.